Molecule: messenger RNA, 5572 nt
Organism: Hypanus sabinus (Atlantic stingray)
Lineage: Eukaryota; Metazoa; Chordata; Chondrichthyes; Myliobatiformes; Dasyatidae
Product: amiloride-sensitive sodium channel subunit beta-like
Exons: 14
Coding region: 431-2320 (629 amino acids)
Biological process (GO): sodium ion transmembrane transport
Cellular component (GO): membrane
Molecular function (GO): ligand-gated sodium channel activity
Source: RefSeq, a predicted model, not a curated record
UGCGCUUGGCUGUAGCAGCGUUACUCUGAUCUGGCCGACCUGCUAACCGGGUCAAGCUGAUGCGUGGUGCUUGAUAGCAAUUGUUCGGGUUUGAGCCGGCGCCGGUUCUAUUCCCUCUCUACGGACUGAAACAGAACUAAGCAGGUGAAGCUGAUUCCUUCUCUUCUCCCGACUUCUAUAUAUCCCUCUUUUAUUUUGUCUCAUCCCGUUUUUCUGCCCUUUCCCCUCUCCUCCUCUUGACCUUUCUUCUACCUGCGAGUUCCGCCGCUUCCAAACUUCCCAGGAUCUGCAGGUGCGCCGACUUAAAAGACUGCUGAGCAGUUCCAGACGGGUCCGAUUUUACCGGAGACAGAACAAACCGUUAUCGCUUGUCAAACCACUGGAGUCCAAACAAAUCUCCCAGACCAAUUGACAUCAGUGCUGGAGCAGAAUGAAAGUAUGGCAAUUCUUCAACCGUGCCCUGCACCGGCUGCAGAAAGGACCAGGCUACACUUACACGGAACUCCUGGUCUGGUACUGUGAGAACACCAACACGCACGGACCGAAACGAAUUGUGACUGAGGGGCCCAAGAAGCGGGCUGUGUGGUUUAUGCUCACUCUGGCCUUCACAGGGCUCGUCUGCUGGCAGUGGGGGAUCCUGAUCCGGAGCUACCUUGCCUGGGAGGUGAAAGUGAAUCUGCGGACAGGCUUCAAGGCAAUGGAUUUCCCUGCUGUCACAGUCUGCAACUCCAACCCUUUCAGGUACACAAGGUCCAAGCAGCUGUUGAAGCAUCUAGAUCAAUUUACCAAACUUGCGCUGGAGCGGAUUUAUGUUUACAGCCAGAACGGGAUAAUUCCCAGUGAGCUGCCAUUAUCAGAGACAAACUGGAGCCAGGUGGCAUCACUGGUCAUCAUUGAGAAGAAUGAGCAAGGAGAGGAGACUGUUCUGCAGGUCCUGGGGUUGGGGCAAAAUCAGACCCAGUCAGCACCUAGAGACAGGACAUGGACAGGGAGCUACAAGGUGACGAUGGAACUGUGCAAUGAGAACAGGUCGAACUGUACAUACAGAAACUUCAGCUCAGUGAUGGAGGUGAUGAGUGAGUGGUACUAUCUGCACUACAUGACCAUCCUGUCAAACGCAUCCCAAUCAGAACGGCAAGCGAUGGCUGAGCAGGGUGAAGAUUUCAUUCUUGCUUGUCUUUUUGGCGGGCAGCCUUGUAACCUUGAUAACUUCACCCAGUUGAUGCAUCCGAUGUAUGGGAACUGUUACAUCUUCAACUGGGGAUCCAAUGGGCAGAUCCUGAUGUCAUCCAAUCCUGGAGCAGAGUUCGGGCUGAAGCUGGUGUUGGAUAUCUCACAGGAUGAUUACAACCCCUUCCUCUCAUUUGCAGCUGGUGCCAAGCUCAUGCUUCACCAGCCCAACACCUACCCGUUCCUCCAGGACUUGGGUCUCUAUGCCAGGGCUGGGGCAGAAACGUCCAUUGGAAUAUUUGUGGAUGAAAUAGUGCGUUUGGGUGGUCUGUACUCUCGCUGCACGUUUGAUGGUUCUGAUGUCAAUGUCAAAUCUCUUUACAAAACUACCUACACCAUGCAGACCUGCCUGCGUUCCUGUUUCCAGGAUCAGAUGGUGCAGAACUGUGGAUGUGGGCAUCAAACUUACCCUCUGCCUGAGGGAGCACACUACUGUAACCAGCAGGAUAAUCCGAGUUGGGGUUACUGCUAUUACACCCUGAGAGAGCAGAUUGAAGUGGAGAAUUCCAGAUGCCUGGAGAUAUGCAAGCAACCCUGCAAUGAGACCCAAUAUAGACUGACCAUCUCUAUGGCAGAUUGGCCAUCGGAAUCCUCAGAGGACUGGAUUUAUUCUGUUUUAUCUUAUGAGAGGGAUUACUCAACUACGAUUACUGUAAACAGAUCAAGUGUCCUGAAACUAAACCUGUAUUUCCAAGAGAUUAAUUUCAGGACAAUACAAGAGGACCCAGCCUUAACAAUUGACUGGCUUCCCUCCCAGCUGGGCGGACAGUUUGGGUUCUGGAUGGGCGGAUCCAUCCUGUGCAUCAUUGAACUGAUGGAGAUCAUGAUUGACUGCCUGUGGAUCACUGUCAUCAAGGUGGUGAAGUGGUUCAUGGAGCGCAGGUCCCGUCGAGCUCAACCACACUGCUCGCACUCUCCACCAAGCGUCUGUCAGUCAGUGGAGGAGCAUGUAAACACUGGAUUCCAGCUGGAGCCGGAAGGAGGCCACUUGGAAAGGCCGUGUGCCUUGGAAGUCCCGGGUACACCUCCUCCUCAGUACGACUCACUCCGGAUCUAUCCAACCAGCAAAGCCACCAACACUUGGGACUGAAACUAUAGUUAAAGAAUUCUGUUUGAGCUUUAUUUCAUGGACAUUAAUAGUGGAUCUUCCAACAUCCUCAGAGGGUAUAAAAAAGAAAACAACUUGCUUGAAUCUGGAUGGCACAAUACAGCUAUCUCACUAAAUAGUCACAUAGCUGGACCAGGAAAGAAAAUAAUUAGUAUAUUUCAGAAUCUCAGGCUGACUCAACUCACUUCAGAUUGAAACAUUUAAUUAUCUAAAGCAGAAAGCACAGCAGACAAUUUGCCCACAGUACCUUCUCAUAAACAGCACACCACCACCCAAGCAGGUACGAUGUUACAACGGUUUUUUUUUAGGAGAUAGUGCUCUGGAACCUAAUAAAUCCCACCACCCUCAUCGCAUCAUCAGCCUGUGGGAUGGACAUCAAAUUCUCAAAUUUGCAGUAUCCAAUCCUCCUUUGUACCUUCCUGACCCACUUAGAAACAUAGAAAACCUACAGCACAAUACAGGCCCUGCAGCCCACAAAGCUGUGUUGAACAUGUACUUACUUUAGAAAUUACCUUGGGUUACCCAUAGCCUUCUAUUUUUCUGAGCCCCAUGUACCUAUCCAGGAGUCUCUUAAAACACCCUAUCAUAUUCGCCUCCACCACCAUCACCGGCAGCCCAUUCCACGCACUUACCACUCUGCGUAAAAUAAACUUAUCCCUGACAUCUCCUCUGUACCUACUUCCAAGCACCUUAAAACUAUGUCCUCUCGUGCUAGCCAUUUCAGCCCUGGGAAAAAGCCUCUAACUAUCCACAAAAUCAAUGCCUCUCAUCAUGUUAUACACCUCUAUCAGGUCACCUCUCAUCCACUGUCGCUCCAAGGAGAAAAGGCUGAGUUCACUCAGCCUAUUCUCAAAAGGCAUGCCCCCAAUCCAGGCAACAUCCUUGUAAAUCUCCUCUGCACCCUUUCUAUGGUUUCCACAUCCUUCCUGUAGUGAGGCAACCAGAACUGAGCACAGUACUCCAAGUGGGGUCUGACCAGGGUCCUAUAUAGCUGCAACAUUACCUCUCAGCUCCUAAAUUCAAUCCCACGAUUGAUGAAGGCCAAUGCACCAUAUGCCUUCUUAACCACAGAGUCAACCUGUGCAGCAGCUUUGAGUGUCCUACAGACUCGGUCCCCAAGAUCCUUCUGAUCCUCUACACUGCCAAGAGUCUUACCAUUAAUACUACAUUCUGCCAUCAUACUUGACCUACCAAAAUGAACCACAUCACAUCUAUCUGGGUUGAACGCCAUCUGCCACUUCUCAGCCCAGUUUUGCAUCCUAUCAAUAUCCUGCUGUAACCUCUGACAGCCCUCCUCACCAUCCACAAUACCUCCAACCUUUGUGUCAUCAGCAAAUUUACUAAUCCAUCCCUCCACCUCCUCAUCCAGGUCAUUUAUAAAGAUCACAAAGAGAAGGGGUCCCAGAACAGAUCCCUAAGGCACACCACUGGUGACUGACCUCCAUGCAGAAUAUGACCCAUCUACAACCACUCUUUGCCUUCUGUAGGCAAGCCAGUUCUGGAUCCACAAAGCAAUGUCCCCUUGGAUCCCAUGUCUCCUUACUUUCUCAAUAAGCCUGCAUGGGGUACCUUAUCAAAUGCCUUGUUGAAAUCCAUAUAAACUACAUCUACUGCUCUUCCUUCAUCAAUGUGUUUAGUCACAUCCUCAAAAAAUUCAAUCAGGCUCGUAAGGCACAACCUGCCUUUGAAAAAGCUAUGCUGACUAUUCCUUAUCAUAUUAUGCCUCUCAGUAUCUUUUCCAUCAACUUACCAACCACUGAAGUAAGACUCACUGGUCUAUAAUUUCCUGGGCUAUCUCUCCCUUACUUGAAUAAUGGAACAACAUUCCCAACCCUCGAAUUCUCCGGAACCUCUCCCAUCCCCAUUGAUGAUUCAAAGAUCACUGUCAGAGGCUCAGCAAUCUCCUCCCUCGCCUUCCACAGUAAUCUGGGGCACAUCUUGUCUGGUCCUGGUGACUUAUCCAACUUGAUCCAAAAGCUCCAGCACAUCCUCUUUCUUAAUAUCUACAUGCUCAAGCUUUUCAGUCCAUUGUAAGUCAUCCCUACAAUAGCCAAGAUCCUUUUCCGUAGUGAAUACUAAAGCAAAGUACUCAUUAAGUACGUUUGCUAUCUCGUCCAGUUCCAUACACACUUUUCCACUGUCACACUUGACUGGUCCUAUUCUUUCACAUCUUAUCCUCUUGCUCCUCAUAUUUGUAGAAUGCCUUGGGGUUUUCUUUAACCCUGUCCGCCAAGGCCUUCUCAUGGCCCCUUCUGGAUCUCCUAAUUUCUUUCUUAAGCUCCUUCCUGCUAGCCUUAUAAUUUUAUAGAUCUCUAUCAUUACCUAGUUUUUUGAACCUUUCAUAAGCUCUUCUUUUCUUCUUGACUAGAUUUACAACAGCCUUUGAACACCAUGAUUCCUGUACCCGACCAUCCUUUUCCUGUUUCACUGGAACUUACCUAUGCAGAACUCCAUACAAAUAUCCUCUGAACUUUUGCACAUUUCUUCCGUACACUUCCCUGAGAACAUCUGUUCCCAAUAUGUGCUUCCAAGUUCUUGCGUGAUAGCCUCAUAUUCCCCCUUACUCCAAUUAAACUUGCCCUAUCACUCUGUCUUUAUUUCCCUCCCCCAUAUAUCCAUCUGCCCAUCACCAACACACUCCUCCCACUUGUUCCCCAUCCCAUCCCCAUUUUUACUCCAUCUUCUUUAACUCUUUGACACUUCUAACACUUUCCAGUUUCUGACAUAAUUCCCAGAGUCACCCCCUCAUCUCAUCUGGAUUCAUCCGUCACCUACCAGUUAUUACUCCACCUUUCCCCCUCUUUCUUUCCAAUCCAGAUGAAACGACUCAGCCCAAAAUGUUGAUUGCCCAUAUGCUUCCAGAGAUGCUGCCUCACCCACUAAGUUUGCCAGCAUUUCCUAUGUUGCUCACCGACACCAUCUUCUGCAGUGCAGGCCUUUCUCGGUACUACACUGAAUCUGGAGAUGACCUGUUACAAUAACCCUUCGCUCAAAGGCAGAUGUGCUGACAAUAUUGAAACUGCAGUACAGAAUCAGGUUUAAUCUCACUGGCAGAUGUUGUGAAUACAAGUUAGUCACAAGUACACUACAAAAUUAUGAUCAAUAAACUAAGCAAUAGGGCUAUUAAUUAAAAAUAAGGGGGUUUAAAUCAUUACUUGCUCUGGAAAAAUAAAAAUAUAUUUAUUUUUUUAAAUGUUUUCUUUGGAAGAUGGAAAUAAAUGUGUAUGUCAGGAA